UAAUCACCCCAACCGCUGGUCGCUGCCCACCGCCUCGCCGCCCGCUUCCAUCUCGAGUCGAGUCGAGCCGAGCUCACACGUCACGAAUGCCGUUGCUGCUGCGUCCGGCGGCCACUCCCCCCUUAUGCCCGAGACGCGGCGCCAGAGUGACAAUGCCCUGAAAGCGGCGGCCGCCCGCCGCCACGGCUCCAAGGGCUGCAGCACCUGCACCAAGCGUCGCAUCCGCUGCGACCUCACCCAGCCGACGUGCAAGAAAUGCGAGAAGAAGGGCCUGACGUGCCCGGGCUACGGGCCCCGGCUGCGCUGGGCCGGCGGAGUCGCUGUCCGCGGCAAGCUCAAGGGCCAGAACGUGCCUCUGCCGGGCCUCGCCAGCCGCUCGCCGGAGCCAGACUCUGACGAGACGGAAGGCAGCUCGGCCAGGCGAGGCUCGGCCCCGGCGGCGGCGGCAUCGUCGUCGUCGGCGGGCGCCCCAGCCGCGUCGGGGGCAGCGACACCCGCGGCCGCCACGGCGCCGCCCACGUCGGCGGGCCCCGGCCAGACGGUCAUUGUGAGCCCCGCCAGCCUCGACAACACGCUGCGCAAGUCGGCCCGCGAGUUCAUCGAGUACUACGACAAGAACAUCGCCGGGCUCAUGGUGUGGUUCGACUCGGCCAACAACGACUACCGCAGCCGCGUCCUGCCCCGCGCGGCCAACACGCCCGGCCUCCGCCUCGCCGUCGCCGCCAUCUCCGCCCACCACGGGGGCCUCACCUUUGACCACGAGACGCCCCGCUUCUCCGAGGCCGCCCGAGACGCCUGUCUCAACCUCAUCCAGGAGCACGUCAAGGACAUGACGGGCCGGCUGACGGGCGGCUUCGAGCUCACCUCGCAGUCCGACAUUGCCGACGCCGAGUGGAUGCUGGCCGCCAUCCUCAUGAUUUCCACGUACGAAAUGGCAAACGCCCAGACCGGCGCCGCCGAGAGCCACCGCAUGGCCGCCCGCACCAUUGCAAACGUCUUUGGCCACAACACCCAAUGCUGCACGCGCGUCUUUGACUUUUUGCGCAACCAGCUGGCCGUCUUCGACGUCAUGGCCACGUCGACGUCGUUUGACCUGUCCGACGUGGAGAACACGGUGCUCCCGCCGCCGAGCAUGGCCGACGGCCUGUUCGCACGGUACCUGACCCUCGUCCACCAGGUGACGCUCGUUUCCCGCCGGCGCAUGUACGCCGUCGGCGACGCCUCGACCUUGGCCGCCGAGUUGACGCCCUCGGCCAUCCGCUCGCAGUUUGAGCAGGCCCGCGGCGCGACGCUCCUGGCCGCGGGUCGCCUGCAGAUGCAGCCGUCGGCGGUCGACAGCCGCGACUUCAUCCGGCUGGUCGACAUCUACCACCACGCGGGUGUCAUCUACGCCUACCGCUGCCUCGACCUCGUCGCCACGGAGCACAUUGACCGCGAGGCGUCCAUGGUCAAGUUGUUUGAGCAAUUUGCCGCCUUGGAAGACGCUACGCUGUGCGCGCAGAACCUGCCCUGGCCGGCCUUUGUCGCCGGCACCGAGUGCCACGGCGACCCGCGCCGGCAGGAGACUAUCGCUACGCUAUUCGAGACCAUCACCGAUGCCACCAGCUUCAGCCACUUCCGCGACGUGCUCAAGUUUCUCCGCAUCUUUUGGGAGAGCGAGCACACCGACUGGCAGCCUCUCGGCCGGGACCUGCAGCAAAACGGAUUCCGCAUCCUCCCGCUGUGAACGGACACGAUGCACCCCCCGCCACCCUCCGGGCCUACUUCUGCACCGUCUCGCCAUCGUUGAUGCCAAAGAUGACCUUCAUGGGGUCCUGAUACUUGUAGAAGCCGAGUGCGGGCUGGCACAUGCCGUAGCCCAGCAGCCGCAGCACCUGGGGCGAGAAGCCGCGCUCCUUGGCCACCUCGGGCGGAAUUUCGAGGUACGAAUUCUCCUCCUGCCGGAGCGUGCCCUUGCAUAGGAACACGCCGAUCGUCUCACGCGCCUCGUCUCUGCUCUGGUCAGCGCUGGGUGGAAGUGGAAACGGCAAAGCAGCAAAGGGCCCCGCUCACUUGGUCACGUUGGCGCCCCCCGCGUGGUAGACGUUUCCUACGAAGAUGGCGGCGUCGCCGACGCCGAGUUCCGCCGGCAUUGCUUCGUGGUCGUGGGGGCACCGGUCCGGACCCCACUUGUGGCUCUUGGGGAUGACAAUGGUCGCGCCGUUCUCCUUGGUCGUCUUGGUCAGGGCGGUGACGCAGCCCAGCAUGACGGGGAAGUCGCAGUUGCGCGUGUGGUAGUCGGCGUCGUCGCGGUGUAGGGCCUGCUGCUUGCCGCCGGGCUCGACGCGGAAGCCCACGAUGCUCGCGAUCUGCGGCUUGCCCACGACCGAGAGGCGCUUCUGGCCCUCCCAGUAUGUGUAGUGCGAGCUGAGCAGCGCGUUGGCUGUGUCGAGGAAGAGGGGGUUGACGAGAUGCUCGGCGGUCGCGUCCGAGUAUCGGAGCACCCCGUGGGCGCGCUUGGUCGUCGAGGGGAAGAAGCCCGACUCGUCGACCCUGUCGCUGUCGAAGCUAGGCUUGAGGUCCGCCCGCAUGCGUCGGCAGAGGUCCUCGGAUGCCAGGUUGCGCACGAUGACGGCGCCGUCGCGCUCGAGUAUGGAGAGGAGCAGCUCGGGCGUCGUCGAGGCGUCGUCGGCGUCGACGCGGGUCAGUGACGUGCCGGCCUCGGUGGGAAAGUCCAUGAUACGAAGCUACGUCUGCGAUGCGGUCAUGUCUGUUUAUUGAGCACCACGGUUGUGGCAGAGAGCUGGCGAUUUAUAUAUUUGUUUUCACAACGCGCCCCUUUGGCCCCGUCCCGUCGGUUCUGCCCGGUCUCCGCGCGCUGCCGCACCGCCAAGUGUUGCGACUGGUUUGCCUCGUAAGGGAGCAAUCGUGAGAAUCGACAGGGAGGGCGGUCGCACGGGGCGCCCUCCGUGCGACCGCUCUCCGUGCAUCG
This is a messenger RNA of Purpureocillium takamizusanense, 2971 nucleotides long. RefSeq lists its product as uncharacterized. Gene Ontology annotation, cellular component: nucleus. Gene Ontology annotation, molecular function: transcription cis-regulatory region binding; DNA-binding transcription factor activity, RNA polymerase II-specific; zinc ion binding. Bases 125 to 1726 code for a protein of 533 amino acids. Gene Ontology annotation, biological process: positive regulation of transcription by RNA polymerase II. The transcript has 2 exons. NCBI's taxonomy places the organism in Eukaryota, Fungi, Ascomycota, Sordariomycetes, Hypocreales, Ophiocordycipitaceae. The record is from RefSeq and is a predicted model, not a curated record.